AUCUCAACCAGAGUUUGUGCAAAAGAAAGACAAGAGGCAGCCAUGGGAGAAAAGAGGAGAUCUACUUCGAAAGACCUAGCUAAGAAUAAAAAGCGGAAAGGUCCUCACUUGCCUAACUCUAUACUGAAGACUAUUGCCAAUGAGAAGCGUCCUUUGAACUCUGACGAAGAAGACGACGAGAUUGAUUCCGAUGACGCAAACGUCGAUUUGUAUGAGUACGAAGAAGGUGUACCUGAGGAAGAGUCCAGGAAGAACAAUCGCUACGACCGCGUCGAUAACUACGAAUACGAGCUUCCUGAAGAUUUCGAGGAUGAAAAUGUGGAGUCAGAUGAUGAUGACGAUGGUGGGAACAGCGACAAUGAGGAAGGUGAAGGUGAUGAUGAUAGACACACACGGAUGUUGCAGUCUCUCACUGGAAUGCCAAGUGCAGCCUUUCAAGGAGAGAGUAAGAGAAAACCUGUACUCUAUACUGAAGCGUAUCCAGAGUCUGAGUUCAAUCCUACCCGUGAUGUUCUGGAGGGUAGAGGCCUCCUCACAGUUGAAGACCUUUUAGCGCCUCUUCAAGGAAAACCUGGGUAUAACGACCUAAAUAAGAGGAUCUCCCGGAUGCAGAAAGAUACUCAAGCUGUUGUUCAUGCUCCUCUGCCAAAGCCAGAACGAGAAAGACUGGAACGGAAAGCUGUGAAAGGACUUGUUGACAAGGAGUUUAGUAAGUGGGUGCAUCAGGUCAAGAGGAAUAGGGAGGCACCAACUGUUUACUUCAACCAAGAUGUCAAUCUUGGGUACUCUACAGUUGGCGCAAUAGCAUCAGAAUUUCAACCCAGGACUGAAUUUGAGAAGAAAAUGGCUUCUGUACUCAAUGAUAAUGAGCUUGGGGAGGCUCACAAAGAAGAUGGCACUAAGCUUCUUGAAUUGAACGAGGUGUCGAUGGAAGACCACAUCAAGUACCGUAACCACAUUGCCAAGAUGCGGAGCCUGCUCUUCCGCCAUGAGCUGAAAAGUAAACGUAUCAAGAAGAUUAAGUCUAAAACUUAUCAUCGCCUGAAAGGCAAAGACCUGAGGAAAUCGGCAAUGGGAGCACUAAUGGACCCAGAAAUGGCUAAAGAAGAGGCUAUGAAGCAGGAGGCUAGACGAGUAGAGGAACGGAUGACGUUGAAGCACAAAAACACCGGAAAAUGGGCCAAACGCAUGUUAAGCCGUGGACUGAAUGUGAGAUACGAUGGAACUCGGGCAGCUAUAUCUGAACAACUUCAGAUAAAUGCUACUUUGUCUAGAAAGAUGAACUCCACAAACGAUGGAAGUAGCAGUGAUGAGAGCGACGAUGAGGAAGAGUUGAAUGAUGGUUCAGAUCAGGAUACUCCUUCUAAAUUGAUAGCAAAGGCCAGGGAGAAGACACUGAAAACUGUGGAAGAUGAUGAAGUACCCAAUUCUGGUCUUCUUUCAUUACCUUUCAUGUCUCGUGCUAUGAAAAAGAAAAACGAGGAAGCUAAUGAAGAAGCUAAACGUGCACUUGAGGAGUAUGAAGAGUGGGAGAAUACUGGUGGAGAAGAAAAUUCUAAAAAGUCUGCUGAUGUUAGUGGUAGAAGAGUAUUUGGUGCCACUGCUAAGGUCGAAGCUCCAAAAGAGUCUAAAAGGGACUCAGACAAUUUUUAUGACAACAGUGAUAGUGACAAUGAUAUGGAAGGCAUAGAAAAUAAUGACUCAGGGGAUGUUAGAGAUACGGCUUCACCUGCUAAAAAAGCUGGAGCCAUAACAGAGUUCGAUGAUGUUCAAAAUCCAGCUUCUAAGACAACUUUUGAUGUUGCCUUAUUUGCGGCAGGCUCUUGGAAGAAGAUGAAAGGCUGUCAAAAUGCAGAACCCAAAAACCCUCCAAAGUCUCAUGGCCCAAUUUCAAAGGGACAAGAUAAAAAGGAAUCGAGAGAUGAAGAAAGUGAAGAUUCUGAGAGUGAAGCAGAACAAAUGGUUGAUGGGAUUUUAACAUCUACUUCAAAGGAAACCUAUGAAAUUCCUUCUCAAGCAGAGCUUAUACAACGUGCUUUUGCUGGUGAUGAUGUUGUAGAUGAAUUUGAGAAGGAUAAGCAAGAGGUUCUAAAUCAGGAAGUUCCUGAACCGGAAAAACCGGUUCUAGUACCUGGUUGGGGACAAUGGACCAAUAUCCAAAACAAGAGAGGUUUACCUUCAUGGAUGGUUAGAGAACAUGAAGAUGCAAAUAAAAAGAGAGAGCAAGAUCUCAAAACAAGGAAAGAUGCUCGUCUCAAACAUGUUAUCAUAUCAGAAAAAGUAGAUAAAAAGGCUGACAAACUACAUACAAAGACUCUACCUUUCCCAUAUACAUCUAAGGAAGUUUUCGAACACAGCAUGCGCAUGCCUAUAGGACCCGAGUUUAAUCCUGCUACUAUUGUUGGAGCACUAAACCGACCAGAGGUUGUGAAAAAAGCUGGUGUGAUAAUUAAGCCGGUCAAAUUUGAGGAAGUGAAUCCCAACGAGAAGGUAGAUGACGAACACCAUCGAAGCAAUCGAAAACAAAAACCCAAAAAUCGCAGUAAAACUGGUAAAGGUCCAAGCAAAAGACCAAAGCUUAAUUAGCUCCAAGAUUUUUGUAUUCUCAAACUUGUUUAGACCCAAAUUUUGAUCCGAAAGAGAAAAUGUUUUGCUUUGUAAUCUGUCUUAUUUAUAAAAGAAUACGUUUUGUUUGCUUCA
Capsella rubella is the source of this 2700-nucleotide messenger RNA. RefSeq lists its product as uncharacterized. The record is from RefSeq and is a predicted model, not a curated record. Bases 43 to 2586 code for a protein of 847 amino acids. The transcript has 11 exons. Lineage: Eukaryota; Viridiplantae; Streptophyta; Magnoliopsida; Brassicales; Brassicaceae. Gene Ontology annotation, biological process: rRNA processing. Gene Ontology annotation, cellular component: nucleolus; small-subunit processome.